Durio zibethinus is the source of this 3034-nucleotide messenger RNA. Its product is annotated as expansin-A4. NCBI's taxonomy places the organism in Eukaryota, Viridiplantae, Streptophyta, Magnoliopsida, Malvales, Malvaceae. The record is from RefSeq and is a predicted model, not a curated record. Gene Ontology annotation, cellular component: extracellular region. Gene Ontology annotation, biological process: plant-type cell wall organization.
CUUCAAGCAUCCUAUAGCUUUCCCUCUGUCUCUUUAGUCAAAAGAAAAUGGCAAUGGGGCGUGUUACUUGUUUGGUUUCUUUGCUUCUCAUAUUGGUGACUGUUGAAGCUAGAAUUCCUGGUGCUUACUCUGGGGGUGCUUGGCAAACUGCCCAUGCCACUUUCUAUGGUGGCAGUGAUGCUUCUGGGACAAUGGGUGGAGCUUGUGGCUAUGGAAACCUAUACAGCCAAGGCUAUGGAGUUAACACAGCAGCUUUGAGCACAGCUCUAUUCAACAAUGGAUUCAGCUGCGGUGCCUGUUUUGAGAUAAAAUGCACAAAUGAUCCACAAUGGUGCCAUUCUGGUAACCCUUCAAUUUUUGUCACUGCAACCAACUUUUGCCCUCCAAAUUAUGCUCUUCCUAGUGACAAUGGGGGAUGGUGCAACCCUCCUCGCCCUCACUUUGAUCUCGCCAUGCCCAUGUUCCUUAAGAUUGCUGAGUACCGUGCUGGCAUUGUCCCUGUCUCCUACCGCAGGGUGCCAUGCCGGAAACAAGGAGGAAUCAGGUUCACAAUCAACGGUUUCCGCUACUUCAACUUGGUCCUAAUCACCAACGUGGCAGGUGCUGGUGACAUCGUGAAGGCAAGCGUGAAAGGUUGGAAAACAGGGUGGAUGAGCAUGAGCCGAAACUGGGGCCAAAACUGGCAAUCCAAUGCCGUUUUGGUUGGCCAAUCACUUUCUUUUAGGGUCACUGGCAGUGAUCGUAGGACCUCUACUUCAUGGAACAUUGUCCCUUCCAAUUGGCAGUUUGGUCAGACUUUCACCGGCAAAAAUUUCAGGGUCUAAUCUAAUUUUACAAGGUUUUGUUUUUUGGGUUUUAAUAUCUUAGUUUUUUUUUUGCUGGAAAACGAGAGAAAGUGUGUGUUGAAGAUUGUUUUGACGGAGGAGUAAAAUGGGUUCUUACUUCGGAUCAAAGAAAAAAAAAAAGGUUCUUACUUCUUAUGGCUAAUGGCUUUUUAGUUUUCACUGUUUUUCUUUUUUUUGGUCAAAGGGGUGAGAGGGUAAAGGUAAAAAAAAAAAAAAUGAAAUGCAAUGGGGGCUGAAGUGGCUUGGAAAGUUGUAGCCCGCAGCUUUGAUAUAAUAUAUAUUUAAUUUAAUGAAAGAAGUGUUUUAAUUUACCAAUGUUUCUAGUGUUUUUAGAUGAUUCGCUUGAAAUUUACGAUGUUAAUUUUAUUUUGUUAUGCUUUCUAUGUUGGAAAAUAAAGGGGAGUACAUAAAAAAAUAAAAAGAAAUUACUUUCAAGGAAGAUAUAAUAUAUUCCUUUUCCUUUGAUUAAAAAGAAAAACAAAAGUGCAAGUGUAAAAGAAAGUGAAACAAAGAAUGGCAAUGCGGCCAUUUUUUUCCAUUGAUGAAAACAGAAGUAUUUUAAUCUUAUUAUCAUUUUCCUUUUUCAAUUGACAAAAAAAAAAAUCCAAGGAUCUUUAAUGUAUGGUAUUGGUAAUGUAUUCUUUUAUCUACCACGAACAUGACUAAGUCCCAAAAUUCAUAAAAAAAAAUUGACCAAAAAACUCUUCUAUAUGAAAAAAAAAAAGAAACUAAGUAAUGAUACAUAGGAUUCUUCUAUGAUAUAGCCGUAAUAGGUUCAUUAGAUUCUCAUGUUGCAUUUGAAUGUCUUUUUUGGACUGCCUAGGCUAAUACCAACAUUUAGGAGUGCAUUGAUCUCUGCUUUAUCACUUUUGUUCUGGUGUUGACUAAUGAACUUAAGCUCGAACCAGCUGUUCUGUUCUUAAACCAGAAUAGCAGCACAACAAUCAUUGAGUUGAUGUCUAUUCACUUGGCUCAAAGAUAUCUUUGUCUUACUCCAAUCUCCUGAUAGCUGGCAAUUAGACUUCAAUUUCAACAGUGUGGUAACUCUCUUGGUUGUGACUGUAAACUAAAAUUGCUGUCAAAUUUAUCGCAACAAAAUUAUUGAUCUGAAAGUACAAGUUAUGGUCUCUGGUAAAUUGGAAAAUACUCAGGUUGAACUUUCUUUAUUUUUGUUAGCUCCUCAGCCCACUGCCCUGAGACUUCCACUUCAUUCUAAUCAUUCUGUCCAAUAUUUUGCUUAGCUUGUCAAUCCAUUUCUAAACUAGAAGUAAACCCAGUGUCAAAUUUUCAACAUGCAGUUCAGAUUUUUAUUUAAGACCAGGAAAGUAAACAGAGCUUAAAAUCUUGGAAUUUGAAGAAAAUUUUUAUGAUUUUCUUGCAAAACUGUGACUUGAGAAGUUAACAGUUAAAUUUUAAAAAGCUAACCGAAAUUUCAGUUUAGAUCAGAAAACUUUAAUCCCUUUAACCCAAAUUUCAAUCUCGACUAAAAACUACUGACUAUAAAGCCAAAUUAACCUAAAUGAGAUUACCAGGACAAAAAGGAGAUAUACAUACGGUAUAUAACAAGAAAUGUGAGAUGGUAGCAGUAGACAAAAAAGGGAUAGAAUUUGCCCUUCACCAAUGGAUACCAUCACCAUCCCGCCGGUUGUCUGGCCGCUGCUUAAUUCUGCUUCUUUGUUUCCAAAGAAGCAAAAUCAAGCUUUUUAUUUCUGCACUGUUGCUAAAGAAACAAAGCAUUAAAAAACCAUUGCUUUCUUUCCUAAAAAUGCAACAAAUGCAAAUAUUACCAAAAGCCGAAAAAAAAUUAAGGGAUAAGGGCUCAUAUCAAGUGUAAAGAUUAGAUUUUAAGUCAUUGUGGGAAAAACUCAGAUUCAAAAUGGGAAGAAAAAGAUAAAAAGUAAAGAUAAAAAAGAAAAAUUUUGAGACACCGAAGCCUUCAAAGAAAGGCGGCGUCUUCAAGUUUUCCCUUUUUUUUAUCUUUUUUUUUUAUAUAUGAUCCCACUCAAGCCUCUCUCAUUUUAAUCAUAGCCCUUUGUUUGCCCCGUUGUAAGAUUAUUUUCAGAAAGGAAAAUUUUAAGAGAGAAUCUUAGCAGAAGAAGUUUUUCAAAAUGCAAAACUCCGUGAUACACAGGGUUCUUGAAGCUGGGGAUUUUUGGUGCAGUUGAGGAGGCGAUUAGGGUUUAGAAUUG